Eruca vesicaria subsp. sativa (arugula) is the source of this 1036-nucleotide messenger RNA. The record is from the annotation of a GenBank genome assembly. NCBI's taxonomy places the organism in Eukaryota, Viridiplantae, Streptophyta, Magnoliopsida, Brassicales, Brassicaceae.
AGACCAAUCACUACUCUCAAAACGUUUAAACCUAUAACCAAUUAAAUCUCUCCGACCAUGCCGACCAGAAACAUCGCCAUCGGUGGAGUCCAAGAAGAAGUGACUCACCCCAGCGCACUUAGGGCGGCCCUCGCUGAGUUUAUCUCGACUUUGAUCUUUGUCUUCGCCGGCUCAGGCUCCGGAAUCGCUUUCAACAAGCUCACUGACAAUGGAGCCACCACUCCUUCAGGCCUUGUUGCCGCUGCCUUAGCUCAUGCCUUUGGUCUCUUCGUUGCUGUUUCCGUCGGUGCUAACAUCUCCGGUGGACACGUUAACCCUGCCGUUACCUUUGGUGCCUUCCUCGGUGGAAACAUCACUCUCCUCCGUGGUAUCCUCUAUUGGAUUGCCCAGCUUCUUGGCUCAGUCGCCGCUUGCUUCCUCCUUCAGUUCGCCACCGGUGGCUUGGCAGUUCCAGCGUUCGGUCUCUCCGCAGGAGUUGGAACCUUAAACGGUCUUGUCUUCGAGAUCGUGAUGACCUUCGGGCUCGUCUACACCGUCUACGCCACAGCCAUCGACCCCAAAAACGGUAGCCUCGGAACAAUCGCACCAAUCGCCAUUGGUUUCAUCGUUGGAGCUAACAUCCUCGCGGGUGGAGCUUUCAGCGGAGCCUCCAUGAACCCAGCCGUUGCUUUCGGACCAGCCGUCGUGAGCUGGUCGUGGAGCAACCACUGGAUUUACUGGGUUGGUCCUCUUGUCGGUGGUGGACUCGCCGGACUCAUCUACGACUUUGUUUUCCUCAUCGAGAACGGUCACGAGCAAUUACCCACCACUGAUUACUGAAGACGCCAAAAAGUUAAUGUUGUGAUUUGAUUUGUUUUUAUUUCGCAUCGUUUCUAUGUGACCGUUGGAUCUUCUUUUAGAUGAAUCUUGUCGGUUGGUUUGUGUUGUAUUUGUGGUUUGUUGUUGGAGUUGUAAUUUGCCUUGAAGGUUUUUUAGAUGAAUGUGAAUUAUGCAUGCUUCUACAUUAUAUUUUCCUCUUCUAGAUUUCUUGUUUUUA